UGUAACAUGAUCAGGGGAGAACGCAGCUCUGAUAUCUGACCAAUCAGGAGCGCCCUGUGUCUGUCUAUGUGACACACUGGGAGCUCUAUUACAGAGCGAUUAUUAUACAUUUUAUUAUAGGGACUCCCAUUCAUCCCUACAAUCUAUACACAGACUUCAUUUUAUUUACCAUCAAACAGUAUUUAUCACCCAGGACACAGGUAAGUGCAUUUUAUUAAUCACUCUAAUUGGAGUAUAUUUAAUAUUGAGUAAAGUUGGAUAUUGUGGAAUUUCUUUUAAGUUAAAGGAUGGAAGGACGUAUGAAGGUGAGAAUCUCUGCCCAGGUUUAUAUAGAUUAUGCAUGGUGCAGCAGGUUCAUGUAGAUUAACUGCCCACGUGUUAGGUAAGACAUGCUAGGCAGAGAGUCACUGGUUUAUACGGUUAUAGUUUUGUAGGACUUUCUUUUUUUAAUAUAUAUCUAGGUAUUUAUUUUGCACAUAACCCAUUUACACACAUGAAGAGUUUGUAUCCUUUUCAUCUGCAAGGUCUGCUGGACCCAAGUGCAAUAAACACUAAUCCGUGAACAUCAUCAGAGUUCCAGUUUUAGGUAGGUGGCUAAACCAGACAGUUACUAGAAGUUGACAGUUUGAGGUACUGACAUAUUGCAGUUACUGGAGAAACCUCAUAUCACUCAGGGUGAUCUGGGUUACAGGUCCAAUGAAACAGUGUCAUCCAAAUGGCUGUCUGGAUAUCACAGCUGGACUUCCUAGAAGGUUUCCAUCCCUGGGCUACUGGGUGAUACUUACUAAACAGGGAAUUACUUCGAGAAAAUGUACAUUUAACUGAUCUGUAACAAAAAAAAAAAAAAAAAAUAGUUGCACUGGAGAUUGUAUUUUAAAUGGGCUAUAACAGCCUAGAUAUUGCAAAUAGUGAUAGCCUUCUAUUUAGAAGUAAGUACCCUUGCAGGUGGGAUGCACCAAGCUGCCAUAGCGAUGGGGAAAAAAAUAAUUCAUUCCGUUUCCAAGUUUCUCUGUAGGUAAAUGAAUGGCCACCAGUGAUAUAACUAGAAUGAGGGUUAAUCAUUUUGUUUUUAAUAUUUUAUUUAGUUUACACAAUAACAACCAGUUUGGCUCACACAGAGUUAAGAUGCAAUCAUUAGCAAAUUAGAAUAGGUCUCUGCUAUAUUAUGUCCCUAUUAAUUUUGAGUCUCUAUUCACUUUGUCCCCACGUCCACUCACAUUCCCCUUACGUACAACCAAAAAGUGUCCCAGAAGCUUAGAUUACAUUGUUAUUAGCAUUAAGGAACCCUGGCAAAUCUACAUGUGCAUGGUGCAAUAGUAUAAUCACAUAAAUUAGUUUGUAAAUAGUUAUUAUGGAAAAAAUGAAUUGCAAAAUCUAUCUAAAGACCAUUUACACCUUGCAAGCUCAUGGGUCAGAGGCCUCUUUACCUACGGUUCUUGUACGUCAAACUUAUUUUUUGAGAAUUAUUAAUUUUUCUUGGUAUAUGCUGGCACUAUAUAAAUCAUUGUAAAUGUGUGUGGGGUUGUGUUUUUUUUAUAUAUAUAUAUUAUAAAUAUUAAAGCAUGUUAUUAAGUUCUCCUGGAGCCCCUGCUCUAAAACAUUCGACAAACAAAAUAAAUAAAGUUCUUUAGUGUAAUCAUGACAAGUGCCUGGAUUGGCCUCCAAACAGCAGAGGUCCCCGAGAUACAUUGCAAGAUAAAUCAUCUUUCUUACAUAGGCUCCUUUUGUAAUUAGUAAAUAAAUGAAAUUGAAAUAUGAUAAUGAAUUAGACUGUUUAGAUAUUGGUUUUUUUUUUUGUUUGUUUUGUUUUUUAUUGAUCUGCAGUCAGUUUUCAUUUUUAGAAAUUAAUGCAUUGACAUAUUAAAGGGUCACUAUAGGCACCCAGGGCACUUCAGUUCAUUGUCACAGGCCCCCUAACCCUGCAAUUAUAAUUCUUGUUUUGUGAGAAACUGCAAUAAUUACCUUGCAGGGUUAACUCCACUUUUAGUGGCUGUCGACCAGCCAGCCAAUAGAGAGACUUCCAGGUGUUCAGGCAACUUUUGGUCGCCUAACUGGUUGUGGACGUCCUCACGCUAUGCAUAAAGACACCCAGAGUCACUCAAAACUGCAUAGGAAGGAUUAUACAAUUAUACAAAGCAUUAUGCAAUGCUUUCUUAUGGGGGAAGCCCAAAUGCGAUCGCGGCACUUGCAUAUUAGGUUUCCCCUUCCUGCGGGCUAACGCCGGAGGAGCUGAGGCGGCAUCUGACCCAGCACUGAGGAACAUCAGCGCUGGAAUCAGGUAAGUGGGUUUUUAACCUCUUCAGCACUGCGAUGGAGGGGGGCACCAUAGGUUACUAUAGUGUUAGGAAAACAACUUUUGUUUUCUUAGCACUAUAUUUUCCCCUUAAAUAAUGGACUGGGGCACCGCUGAAAUUUUCGCUUUGUCUAAAUAUAUUUGAUGGAAAAAAUGGAGUUUCAUUUGAACCGAAUUUCGUCUGUCUGUUCGGACGAAAUUCAGACAUUAUUUACGUUUUGGAAUUUCAUGCAGAUGAAUCAAAUUCCGAUUCAGGCCGCAGCUGCAACUUUUUGCCGUUUGUUAGAUCACUCCCUAAAUUGUACCCUACCCUUGUGUGAUUGCCAUAUUUAAAGGGACAUUAUAGGUGCCCAGACCACUUCAGCUCAUUGAAGUGGCCUGGGUGCAGUGUCCCUGUCUUAGUCAUGUAAUGUAAAUCAUUCCCGUUUUUAAGAAACUGCAAUAAUUAUUUUGCAGGAUAAAGAGAGCCACUGGUGGCUGUCAAUUAGACAGCCACUAAAGACACUUCCUGGUAGCUAAUGGAUUUUUUGUCCAUGAGGACAUCCAGCAUCCGUAACAUUAAAGCAAUGCUUUCUUAUAAAGAGGGCCUAAUGCACUCACAGUGCUUGUUAUACAUGCAUAUUAGCUCCCCCGAUGUUGGAUUAUGUCGGAGGAGGCGGAGUGCCGAUCCAGUGCCAAGGAAGAUCACUAUUAACAGAGCAGGAGAUAAAUUCUAAAUAAAACUGAAUUUGCAAUAAAGGAAGUUUAAACAUUAGAUGAGUCUUUACAGGACGUUUUUAGGAAGGCUAUAUGUCACAUGCAGGGAGGUGUGAUUAGGGCUGCAUAAACAAAGUAAUUUCACUUAUAAAUGGCAGAGAAUCGAGCAGUGAGACUGCAGGGGCAUGAUCUAUACACGAACACUGCUUCAGUAAGCUAAAGUUGUUUUGGUGACGAUAGUGUCCCUUUAAUUUUGGCUGUUGAGACAACACUAAUACUAAGUAAAAAAUGCUUAGUAUUAGUAAAUAAAGGAGGUUAAAUCCUGCCUACUGCCUCUAACCGCUGUGCUGCUAGUAUGGGGCAUGUAUACAAAACAGUGAGCAGCCACCGUUAUUAAAAAAAUAAAAUAAAAAAGUGUAGUAACUGAGCAGCUAUUGCUAUCCAGUCACUAAUCGUAUAAAGAGGUAGCUGACACACUGUCCCCUCCCUGCGUUAAUUAUUUAAAUAGGGCUCUACCACGUCGCUAAACGUUUUUUAUGACAGCACGCAUCCACUGGCUGCUCAUUGUUUAGUAGACAUGUCUCUACUCGUGGUAUGGUAGGAAGGGACAGGAGGGAGUAUUUAACUUUAGUUUGGGUUAUCCCCAUAGCUAGGCCUUCGGUAUUUGUUUCAUUUGUUAUGAUUUCUAUUCAUUCAUUCGUCUUUCGGAUGAAUGGACGAAUAGCAGAAAUUUUCCCGAAAAACUGUUCGUCCGAGAAUGAAUGUCCAAAUGUAUUAAAUAACAGCUUUACCAAGGUUUAAAUAAGAGUUUUACUAUGAAACUUUAUCCUUUCUGUGUAGAAAACAAUAUAUGGCAUUUUUACUGCAUACUCAUUUAUUUGGUAAAUACAGUAAUUUUUCUUUUUUGCUUGGGAAACUAGUUAUUGCAAAGCCUGUUGUGUCAGUGCAAACUAAAUCAAUGUCACAUCACCCGCGGUGUCAUUGUUCUGAGCAAUGUGAAGUUUUAUUGUACGAGCACAUGUUCUAUAGAAUUCCGUGCACACAGGGUGUCAAGGUCAGAAUUCUACUAAUAGGAAGCUGUAAGGACUGCCCCAGCAGGAAUAACCCGGCCCAUUCUUGCUGCAUUCUUUGUAGGAGUGAGUGACAGCUAGAAGCAGAUCAGAGUUCCCCGCUGUUAUCCCCAUUGACUAGUCGGCCCCUUUCGAGUUUAGUGAAUGGGGAUUUAUCCUUUAAUGAGAUGAGCGAGACAUUCGUUGUUUGAAGUGAGUGGAGUGCUUCUCUCCAACUGACGCUUUGAUCUGAGUGGAGAUUAGCUCUGCCAUUCACUAUUUAAGCUGUCCAGUGAGUUAGUUUUUAAAUGACAGAGGGAAUUGUGUAGUUUGUGAUCUGCUAGCUGUUUUUUAUUCUCACACAAGCUCAAGGUUACUUACACAUGCAACAAUUUGCCCCUGCUUGGCUUGUGGUAAUAGUGGAUGGCCAGAGACUCCGAUUUGGUUGAUAGAGGUCCACUGGACGCUAUUAAAUCAUCGUUAAGGGAUGAGAGGAGAAACAUUGUUAAAUCAUCCCCUCAAGCAUACAGGGUUUACUAACGUGAGACUUGUGCUUUUUAGUUUCAAACGCUUUGCUGUUUAUCUGAAUUGUGGGUGAUACGUGGCUGUCCGAAAUCCCCAACUUCGAAACACUAUGUUGAUGAAACAAACAAAACAGACAUCAGACAAGCACGUUUUGUUUGAUUUCUUAUUCAGAAUUCUGUCCGUAGUGCCAAAACAAUUGGAUAAUUAAUGGGAAAAAAUAUGAAUGGUUGUUCGGGGACAGUCAGUAAUUGUUGAUUGAAUGUUGACAGAUCAAGUGAGAAGUGAUCAGUAAAGCGAAAAAAGUAGGAGCAGUAAAAAAUAAAAACCUGUAUAUAUUUAAUAAAUGUUUUUUUUGUUUUUUUUUUACUUCUCCUCUUCUUUUUUUCCUCUAUUGGUAAUAAAUUCUCACUAGAUCUGUGAAUGAAAUGGGUCAAAAUAUGCGCCUAUCAAUGUACCGCAAUAUAUACAUACUAUUUAUAUUUUGCAGUACACUGACAAUUUUUGCACCCCUCCCAAAUCAUUUUCCAAGACAGUCACAUGGAGGGAAUUAGUCUGAACUGAAACAUUAUUAGACAUGUGCAAUUCGUUUUGGUCCGAAUGAAAAUUCGGCCGAAUUUCGGGCAAUUCGGACAUUCGGCUGAAUUGCCAAAGUGCUGAAUUGUCGAAGUGCCGAAAUUACUAAAUUUCUGAAGUGUAGUAGUGCCGAAGUGCCGAAUUGCUGAAGUGCCGAAGCACAGUAUUGUCUAAGUACUAAUGUUACAUUGUAUACAAUUUUAAAUAAAAAGUAUAUAAACAUAGCCAGGAUUCAGCUGUAAGCGUUUGCAACACUUACAACAAUCAAGUAACACACAUUCAUAUAAAAUGUAUGUUACUUAGCCAGUCAUGUAAUGACAGGAAUGAAUAAGUAGAUAACCCCCUAAUUCCCACGGUAUUAGGGAGCUAGCUACUAAAAGGCUGAAAGACCUGAAUUGGUCUUUCAGACAAAUUUACUUAUACUAAGUUACUUAGUAUUAGUAAAUUAUGCCCCUACUCGCUAUAUCGUGAGUAGGGGCAUGUCUAUUAAACAGUAAGAAGGCUGUGGCUGCUCACUGUUUAAAAAAAAAAGGUCUGAGCGGCGGGUGGGGGCCCUAAAGUAAAAAAGGGGGGGAGGACCUAUUGUCCUCCCCACCAGCAGGUGGGGGUCCUAAAUACAAAUUGGGGGGGACGGGACAUAAUGUCCUCCCCCCUGGCCCCCACCCCUGAGCAGUGGGUGGGGGGCCCUAAACAAGAAUAAAGGGGGGGCCUAAUGUCCUCCCCCCUGUCCCCCACCCCUGAGUGGCAGGUGGGGGCCUAAAUACAAAUUUAACCUCCCUCCCCCCAGGUGACUAAGGGUCCCCAAACCUCUAGUCACCCCCUCCCCCAAAAAAUAAGCCCCUUCCUACUCCCCUUACCCUAAAAAUAAUGAGGGGGGGACCUUUAACUAAGUACCUGUAAAAAUAAAAAUAAACUUACCAUUUGAUGUUUUUUUUUUUCUUUCCAAAAAAGGCCAAAUAAAAAUCCAUAAUAACUGACGCAAUAAAAAAAAAAAAAAACCUGAGCGCCCCCAAAAAAAUCCAUCUUCACCUGGCGAGGGCUCCGCGCAGACUGAGCUCUGCAGGGCGGGGGAAGGCUUAUAAAGCCUUGCCCCACCCUGCAAUUAGGCUCAAAGCACUCUGAUUGACAGGUAAGUCUCUACAUUUACCUGUCACAGCACUCUGAUUGGUUGGUUUGAAAUCCACCAAUCAGAGUGCUCUGUGUCAUUUUACACAGCGUAUACCUUUUGAGGGUUAACUCCACCACUAGUGACUGUCUACCAGCCAGUAGAGGGACUUCCAAGUUGCUAGACGACUUUUGGUCACCUAAUUGAGGCUGGACAUCCUUGUGCUAUGCAUGAAGAUAUCCGGUGUUCUAUCAGUCUGGUAUACUCCGUCAGAUUGCUAUACCCACGUCACUUCCGGGGAGGGGAAUCAGCUGUCUCCUGUGCUGCACAUGCGUGCUAGCACUCCUGCUACUUCUCCACAGCAAGGUCCUGGAAGUUAAGUAAAACUAGUUUUACACUUUCAUUAUAGUUAGUGCAUUCACUAAGCUUAGGCACACGGGACAUUUAGGGUUAAGUGAGGGUACAAAUUAGGGUUAGGUAAGUGCUUCUAACCUCUCUCACAUUCUAUUCUUACCCUAACCCUUGGGGUAAGGGUUAAAAUAAAGUGUGAGAAAUCACUAUUUAGUGAUAUUCCCCUAAUGUGAAAUAUCACUAAAUAGGAACAAGUCCCUAAUCCUAACCCUAAUUUGAACCCUAACAUUAACCCUAAAUGUCCCAUGUCCUAAGCUUAGUGAAUGCACUAACUAUAAUGAAAGUGUAAAACUAGUUUUACUUACCUUCCAGGACCUUGCUGUGGAGGAGUAGCAGGAGUGCUAGCACGCAUGUGCAGCACAGGAGACAGCUGAUUCCGCUCCCCGGAAGUGACGUGGGUAUACCAAACUGAUAGAACACCGGCAUCACCCGAAAUCCCAUAGGAAAGCAUUGUAUAAUGCUUUCCUAUGAGGAAGUAGUAAUGCGAGCAUGGCCAUUGACACGCAUGGGCAUUAGGUCUCCCUCGCCGGCUGAUGGCGGUGGGGGAGGAGUGGAGACAGAGGCCGAGCCAGUGCAGAGGGAUGGACAAGUUUGUUUUCCUGGCACUAUAGUUUCCCUUUAUUAGCUUAAGCGGAACAAUUCACCAAGACAAUUAUGUUCUCAGUUUGGCUAUUUUAGUCUUAAAUUUGAAAUUCUCAGUGAAUUCUCAGCAAUGCUUACUUUAGUGAAAAAUCGUGUCAGAGCUCUCAGUAGGGGCUUUAGAACUCCUGGGGGGCGGAACCUGACUGGCAAGCGGAUCAGAUGCAUACAUACUAUGCGAACUCCUGAACAAUGCAUGCAUAAUAAGCUUUUAUAGCUGCCAACUUGCACAGUUUAACGCAUAGUGGAGACCCUCGUGAUUAGUUUGGUAGCAGACUCUGUGCUUUUCUGGUCCUGAAUACCUAUUCUUUACUUCUUGUGGCCUUCAAACUUGACAAGCGUUGGACGACAUAUCCUGAUACCGCAAAUGGAUUUCUGCACUACCCCCACCCUUUGAACCGGUGGUGGUCAUCCCUGUCCCUGGAGAUCUGCCAUCGCUACAGCUGACGCCUUGAGUUGCUGUGCGCAGGGACCCCACGUGGCUCCUAAGAUGGUGCUGGUCACUACAGAAGGCCGAGAGCCAUAUCACAACAACACUGGCUAAGCUGGAACUCAUCUUUUUAAGAUUCUGGGCUACUAUUGAGGCAACUGAGUGAUCUGAAGGCUCAGUGGCAUGCUUUGGGUAUAUUGGCACAACCUAUCUACCUGCAUCAGUCCACUUCUUUCUCAAGGCCUCCUGGUGACCUGACAGGCCAGAGAGCCCCUCUUCCUACUCUGUGGAUGCCGAGGGCACAUGGCACUAUCAAUCUCGUGGAGCCUCCAGCAGUGUGGAGCCUAGCUCGGAGUUCUGAGACACCUAUCCUUCUGACCCCACAAGCGGGCGACUGCUGUUCCAGUGGGGAUCUAUGGAACUCAAAUGCAGGCUUCUCGUCAACACUCCUACACUAUGCAUACCUACCUACAAAGGAUAUUCUCUCGGGAGCCCAACAGUCUACUUACAAGUGGGAUGCCAGUGCUCAAGCCUCCUCCUGGCUUAAAUCCCUUGCAAUAGACUCCUGUAUUUUAUUUGCAUUCAGUUUUUGUUGAUAUCUCAGCCUACAUUUUAUUUUUCUCAGAGCAAGAUAGUCUAGCAUGUAUAACACUAAUCAUACCCACUCAUAUCUCAGUUGAUAUCCUAUCGGCAAGUUAGCCUUCUCUAAAGAUACCUUGCAUAUUUGCUCUAGCAUAUAACUUGUCUUAAACCAAGAGGUGUUUCUUAUGCCAGUCUUUUUUCUUUAAAAUAUAUUGUCACUUAGUGUAACGUGACUUCUCUGUAACCUCUUUACUGACUUGUCAUUCAUGCCUCCUGAAUCUGAGGUUUUUUCCUCUAUAAUUGCAAGAUUCCACCAAGGUCCAUAGUUUGACUAAUGAGCCUAUUAUGUUGUCACUUCGUUUAAUGUUUCUAUUAUUUUCUACUUUAAUUUAAAAAAAAAAAAAAAAGUGCAGUAUGUAGUAUGACAUUUCCUGAUCUGUUUAUAUCCCUUACUGUUGUUUAUAUGCUUGUGAAAUGUCACAGUACUUCUGACUGUAACGCGAUGCAUGAUUUAAAUAAAGUAAGAACUGUUGGGCGUUCAAAGUGAAUUCAAAUGUAAGGCCAUGUAGCCAAACUGGAAGCCUAGCAGAUUUGGAUAUUUUUUUUUUUUUUUUUUAUCUGGCUACUUUGGCCCUAAAUCUGAAAUUCACUUUGCAUUUCUGACAGUUCUCACUUUAUACAUGUUUACAAGGCUUGCAGCGAUGGUAAUGGGUAAACCACAGAUAAUGUGCGUUGUAUGAUUGUACCCAAACAUGGGUUGCAGAACCAUUUAACCAACAAUAAAAUAACUUUUUGGGAUGGCUGGGUAUCGGUUAAGAAUUUUGGUAACAAACAAAUGAUAAUGGGCCAAUCCGUGUACUGCAUUAUGUACACAUAAUAUAAAUGUUAUCCCCUUAAUUUGGUUCACAGAUCAAAUGAGGAGAAACAGAGGGGGAAAAAAGGUGGGUCAGUAAAAAAAAAUAAAUAAAAAUCUCUAAAUAUAGCAUAUUUAUUAAACCAUUGCUUAGCCGACCUCAUAGAAUGGUUGCAUGCUAGUUGAUCAACCCGGACAAAACAGAGUUACUUUUGGUGAGGGGACCCUGAGUAACAAAAAUACCCCAUGAUCACCUAACUGGCCUGGAGCUUGAAGGCUCUGAACUCAUCAGUCCAUCAAAGGUACGAAACCUCGGAGUUCUGAUUGACUCUGGACUAUCAUUAAGACAGCAGAAUUCUUCCGUAAUAUAAUCUGCCUACUUUUAUAUGAAAAACAUAGCCAGGAUACAAACCUUAAUUGAUGAUAUGCCAACAUUAAUCCAUACAUUUGUAUCCUCUUGGUUAGAUUACUGCAAUGUACUUUACUUGGGCCUCCCCGAAAAAAAAGAGCUCCAUCGCCUUCGGAUAGUACAAAAUGCAGCAGCCAGACUACUGACCAAUCAAACUUGCUCCUGCCACAUAACACCUGUUCUCCUCUCCCUGUACUGGGUUCCAAUAAAAUGGUGUGAACAUAUUUUAAAAUUGACCUGCUGACCUUCAAAGCCUUAAACAAUCAAGGCCCACCGUACCUGGAAGAGUUCCUGACACCCUACAUUCCAUCCCGUUCACUUCGUUCAGCCAGCAAAUCCCUCCUGUCCAUACCAAGAAUAAAGACAGAUUCAGGUUCCAGGGCUUUCAGCCAUGCUGCCCCUAGCUUCUGGAACUCUUUACCGAGGUCAGAGAGCAACCGUCCUUACAGACUUUUAAAAAAAGCUAAAGGCCCACCUCUUCUUGAAUUUCAAUCCGCUCAUCUGACCAUCAGAAACUCCUAACUUUUAAUUCUUUUAUGUUACUAUAUUUGUAAAAUGCUUUGCGUCUCACAGGUAGAAAAGCGCAAUAAAAAUGGCAAAUUAUUAUUACAUAAUAAACAAAUCUAAAUUAGUUGUUACAUCUCUGAUCAAGUAAGCAAUAUGUGCUUAUUCAGCAGGGCAUGUAACCAGCGUGCUCUUCCAACUUCAAUGGCCAGGGCAGGAAUUUUUAUUAAUAAAUGUAUUCUGUUCGAUAAGGAAUAAUUACAUAAUCUAUUUCUGGUUACUGUGAUGAAUCAUAUGUGAAAAAUGGGUGUUGCCGCUCAAUAGCUAAUAUUUCUGUAUAACUGGAUGUGUCAGUACAAUGACAAACUGCUUACAUUAUUCAGAUCAUUACAUCUAAUGAGAAAACUAAUCACUGCAGCCUGAACCGAUACGCAUGACUCUCUCUCUCUUCCGCGAAAUGUAUGUCUGAUCCCUUUGUGGAAAUGCUAUUGUUUUAUUUUUUAUGUUUCAUCACUGUUACAUGGUUUUUACAAGAAAGUAUUGCAGCUUUUCCAUGUUUUUGUAUGUCUGCUUUGAAUUGUAAAAGCAAGUUUAACAUCAGGAAGAUCUUGCGGUUCAUUAUCUGACUUUUUAGUGCUUGUUUUAUGGUUUACUGUUCAAUAAAACAAUAACGCUAUAAACACUAUAAACAUAGCUUUAUAGGAAGCCAGUAUGCACUCCUUAAACCCUGAGAAAAAUUAAUAUACAAGUGCACAUUUUAAUAUACAAGACACAUUUAUGAACAUAAAGCAGGGAAAUAAUUAAAACUCUAUAAAAUUGCGAAUAUAACUUGAUUGAGAUAUUUGUUGUGAUUCUUCUGGUAUCGUCCCAAAAUUUACGUAGAAUGUAAAUAUGUCAACUGUGUGUGCCACCUAUUAUAUUUAUAUGUUUAAAUAGGAAUUAAUACGUGUGAUCAUGUGUGUGUGUGUGUUCUAGCAUCCAAUGUCCUAAUUUUUCCCUGAUGGUCAAAAAAAUAACACUCACCCACCUUUCAUGUUCCUGCAUUACUGUAAAUUCCCAGGCUGAGCAUUAUUAUUAUUAUUAUUAUUAUUAUUAUUAUUAUUAUUUUAUUAUUAUUUAUAUAGCAUCAAACACUCCAGUAGCCCUUUGAACAGCGCAGAUAAGAGAAUGGGCCUUGACAGGGUCAGAGAGUAGGCAUUUAAGUUUAAUAUAAUUCUGGGUGGGAGUUUAGUAAUUGUGGUUGUGGGGGGUGGAGACUAAGGGGAUAUAGAGCGGCCAUCUUAGCAAGUGGCAGUGGCGGAUCCGUGGGGGGGGGCAACAGGGCAAUUCCCGAUAAAACCGAGGGUCUCCCUCUCCCCUGCCAGCACAUUUAGGCGCCAGCCCUGCAAUGUGCCUUCAUGGACCGGAGGGGAGAUCAGAGAUCUCCCUCCCCGGUCCGCAGGCACAUUGCGGGCAGCUGGCAGCGGAGGGAGGGAGAGAGGACCCGGGAGCUCAGCCUGCAGCUCCUCCGGGUCCUUCUCUCGCGAGCACGGAGCGCUGCCACGGUUACCACGGCAAUGCUCCAAAUCUCGCGAGAGUGAACUCUAGCCCUGGAGCUACGGGCUAGAGUUUAUUCUCACCAUUGGGCCACCAGGGAAUCCCCACCGGACCACCAGGGAUUGAGAAAUGUCCCCUCUCCUCUCUCAGUAAAGGUAAGAAGGGAGUGGGGACAUAAUGUAUAUUUAUUUUAAUUAAAUAAAACAACAACACACAUAUUAUUUACAAAAAAAAAAAAAAAGCCCCCCUACCCUUAUUAUCACACACAUACAUUCCCCCCAUACACAUACACUGCCCCCCAUACACACACACUCUACACACAUACACUACCCCCAUACACACACACUGCCCCAUACACAUACACACUGCCCCCCAUCCACACACACUGCCCCCAUACACACACAUUGCCCACACUCACACAUACACUGCAAUCCUCACACACACACUGUAACUGUUAUACACACACAUACUGUCCCACACAUACACUGCAUCCCUGACAUACAGUGCCGCCCUCACUCACACACUAAAACCCUCACACACACACACACACACACCGCACCCCUUACACAUUGCACCACUCACACACACCACUGCUCCUAUGCUCUACUACAGCCCCAUUUCCCAGCAGACCUCAGGUAAGUUGUCAAACUGUUCUUAAACGGUUUAGCUACUUACUGUGGGAGGGGGUUCCGGCACUAUUGACACCAUAACCACUACACUGAGCUGUAGUGCUUAUUGUGUCUGGAUUAUUUCUUUAAAUAAUCUACAAGUGCCCCUCCCGAGAUCAGGCUCUGGAUCCGCCACUGGCAAGUGGCCAUUUUAAUUGCAGCCUUCACGUACCUGUUAGUUGUCCCACCCACCCUCCCUGUGGUUUAACUGUAGUUUUCCCGUUUGGUCACAGCGGCGGGGAAGGGCUAGGUUAAAUGGGAAGUAGGUGGAGUAUGAAGUGGUCAUGGCAAGGUUUAGGCUGGAUUAGUCAGGAGUGUUACAUUUGAUUGGAAGGUUCAAGCUCAUCGGUAGCUCCGAAUCUGGGGGUGUAGGGGUGUCUCGGUACACCCCUACAGUUAAAGCAUUUGGAUAUGGGCCUCUUUGGUAGGCCGUGUUUUAUGUUAUGUUAUUUAUACUGUUAUACAUUGUUAUAUUGGUAUGGGGUCAUUGCCAAGGGUAUUUAGGUACGGAGGGAGAUUGUAUUAAAAUAUAAUUUUUAUUUGGCAAUGACCCUAAUUUUGUUAACUUUAUGAUAAUAGCUGUGGACUAUAUAGCUGGUGUCUGUCUUAUUAAAGGGAGUUUUGUGUGGGUUAUGGCACAUGCUGAAUAACUACUGUGCGCAUGUAAAGGCUCCUAAACGCUGUGUAAGUUAGGUUACAGUUAGUUAUACUGGGUGGGUUUAUAUUAUUAAAGGGACACUCCAGGCUCCCACACACGUUAGAUGCACUGUGUAGGUUAGGUUACAGUUAGUUAUACUGGGUGGGUUUAUAUUAUUAAAGGGACACUCCAGGCUCCCACACACGUUAGAUGCACUGUGUAGGUUAGGUUACAGUUAGUUAUACUGGGUGGGUUUAUAUUAUUAAAGGGACACUCCAGGCUCCCACACAUGUUAGGUGCACUGUGUAGGUUAGGUUACAGUUAGUUAUACUGGGUGGGUUUAUAUUAUUAAAGGGACACUCCAGGCUCCCACACACGUUAGGUGCACUGUGUAGGUUAGGUUACAGUUAGUUAUACUGGGUGGGUUUAUAUUAUUAAAGGGACACUCCAGGUUCCCACACACGUUAGAUGCACAAUAUAAGUUAGGUUAUAGUUAGGCGGAGUAAACCUGAAUUAACUUCUAUUUUAAUAUAGAGGGGGAGUGAUAAUAUAAUUGAAAAAUGAACACCCCAAUAUUACAAAAUACAAACAUUGCAGUGUUCCUUUAACUUUUGGGUGACCUUUUCAGCUAAUAACAUAAAUGUUGGUUGAAGAUUUUCUGAAGAACUCUAGAUAUUCCAGUUUUCUAUGUUUUUGUUUUGUUGUGUCGUACACCAUUACAUGUGUUUUCUAUACAGUGUCCCAUGUAUGACAUUGCAUUUCUGUAAAACCCUGUAAUCAGAAUGACUCAGACAGCACAGAUGCAGUUUCAAGGCCAGAGCUUGAGUAGCCUUUUAAAACUUUCUCAACCAGCUCCAGCUGGAUUAACAUAGUCUAAUGGAGCUGCAGCUCCAGGCCUGCGGGAUAAGCCCACGGAUCCAAAAAAAGGGGAAACAAGUCCAUGCUAUUCCUCAAUGCUCUUGUUCACGUUCCAUUUCCUCAUGUUUUAAACAGCAACUCUUCCUUUUUCAGUGUCUGAGUUUUCAGCUGAUAUUAACGAUCAGCUCCUUCAAUAUGUUGCCACGGUUACUCACUUGAUAGUAGUAACCAGCCCUGCUGCUAAUCAGUUCAGCCUAUUUAACCCCUUAAGGACACAGCUUCAGAAGCUUGACUUACGCUUAAUGACACAAGCAAUUUUUGCAUUUUCUUGCUGUUUGCGUUCAACUGCAAUUUGCAUCUCUCUCAUUUAUUGCACCGACACAUAUUAUAUACUGUUUUUUAAAGGACAGAAAGGGCUUUAAUUUGAUAUAACAUAUAUAUAUAUAAAUGCUUACUUAUUAUAAAAAAAUACAGAAAAAUGCAAAAAAAAUGAAAAAUGUUUUUUUUUUUACAGUUUUUGCAAUAAUAAUGUGUGCAUAAUUAGUGCAGGUUAAGGAAAGUAAUUAAAAAUAAAUUUAUUUAUUUGUUCUGAUUUACAGAAUAUAUAAUGUGUCUGGGAUUUUAAGUUUUUUUUGGUAGUUACAGGUCACAAAGCACAAGGAGUAAAAUAAACUUUUAAUGUGGAGCGAUUUUAGAAUUUGGUAUGUUUGUCUUGUAAGCUUAAUAGCCAUAAAAGAAAACAAAAUUGCCACACAAAAGUAUAUAUUUAUAUAAAGUAGACAUCACGGGCUAUUUACCUAAGGUUGUUUUGACACUUUCUACGUAGCCAUUUCACCGCCAACCUCUGCUAAAUAUUGGAGUAAAAUUGUGUUCUUUUUGGUUUUUGGCACACAAACUUAUAACAGAGAAAUUCUCGUGUAUAUUUUGUAAAGUUGGUGUGUGCUAUUCCUGUACAAAGUUUUAUUUUGUGUUCAGUUACAUCUGCUGAGUAAAAUGACACCCCCAUUGUAUGUCUUUUGCACUAUUUCGUGAAGUUACAGUGCCAUACAGGAUACCUGUCCUUUUCAGUAUUCACAGUAGAAUUUUGAGAAAUGGAUUUAAUGAGCCUUAGCUUCCAUUUUGGGGUAUUAUAACAGUUUGGCUGUUCAAAAAACCCCCACAAAGGCCUACCAUUUGUAAAAGUAGACACUCCAGGGUAUCUUAUAAGGUGCAUAUUGUGCCUUAACAUGCCCCCAUUUUUUCACCAAUAUAUGCCAAAGUAUGUGGUAAAAAAUAAUUUUGUGCAUUUUUUACAUACGGAUUGCAUUUUUGCUGGGCGUUUUGUAUAUUUCAUAUGUGCCACUAAGUUCAAACCCCCAAAUUAUGCUCAGCUAAGUCUUCUGAGUAAAAUGACACCCCAUAUGAAUGUCUUUGGCACUAUUUCGUGAAGCUACAGUGCCAUAUAGGAGACCAAGCCAUAUCCGUUUUUACCAAACUUUGAAUUUUGACGCUGGGCCUAUGUGCAAUUUCCAAGCAUCUUCACAGGUUUUAAAUUCAAACUACCCCACAAAGGCCUACCAUUUCUUAAAGUAGACACCCCAGGGUGUUUCAAAAGGUAUAGUUUGAACCUUAGCGUGGGAUCAUUUUUCCGCUAGCUUGUACCAGAUGUAGUGGUAAUAAGCGUUUUUUCUGCCUUUUUGACAUACAAAGUGAGUUUGCACAGUAUAUUUUGCAAACCUUAUGUGUGCUACGACUGUAUAAUACUUCAUAUGUUGCUCAGCUAUGUCGGCUGAGUACAGCAAUACCCCCGUAUGUACCUUUGCCAGGUAUGUGUGGACAUCGGAGGGGCACAUUUGGGACACAGCCAUUCCAGUUUUUUUCAAACUUUGAAUUUUUAUGCUGUGCCUAUGUCCCAUUUUAGAGUAUUUUACCAGGCUAUAUAAUCCAAAUUCCCCAUAAAGCCAUGCCAUUUCUUAAAGAAGACAUCCCAGGGUAUUUCAAAAGGCAUAUUUUGAACCUUAGCGUGGGAUCAUUUUUCCGCUAGCUUGUACCAAGUGUAGUGGUAAUAAGCAUUUUUUCUGCCUUUUUGACAUACAAAGUGAGUUUGCGCAGCAUAUUUUGCAAACCUUAUGUGUGCUAUGACUGUAUAAUACUUCAUAUGUUGCUCAGCUAUGUCGGCUGAGUACAGCAAUACCCCCGUAUGUACCUUUGCCAGGUAUAUGUGGAUGUUGAAGGGGCGCAUUUGAGACGCAGCCAUUCAGUUUUUUUCUAACUUUGAAGUUUUACGCUGUGUCCAUGUUCCAAUUUGGAGUAGUUUAGACGGUUGGUUAUUGAAACUUCCCCACAAACACAUACUAUUUAUUAAAGAAUACACCCUGGGGUAAUUCAAAAGGCAUAUUUUGAACCUUGGUGUGGGAUAAUUUUUUCUCUAGUUUGUUCCAGGUGUAGUGGUAAUGAGCGUUUUUAAAAUGUAUUUUUUUACUUUUUAUAACUUUUUUACUUUUAAAAACUAGUUUUUAAACUUUUGUUUUGCUUAUAAAUUUUUUUUAAACUUUCCUAAACUUUCUUAAAACUUUUUUACAGAUUUAACAUUUUUCUAAGCUUUUUUUUUUACCGUUAACCCCUAACUAGCAGUACGCAGCACUAACAGUAAAUUCCCCAUUUUCCCAUAACUCCCACCCACCCCAGCUAGCAAAAUAUAUAGUUAUAAAAUAUUUUAAAUUAAUUAAUUAAAUAAAUUGAACCCCUGAGGGUUAAAAAAAUAAAUAAAAGUUAAUCCUCAGGGGUUAAAAAAAAUUAGAUCACAGUAUAAUACUGUGAUCUCUAUUUGAUCGCUGUAGGCAGUGAUCGACUGGCAGGGAAGGGGUUAAUUUUUAUUUGGACUAGGUAAAGUGUGUUUUUUUUGUUUUUUUUUACUUAAAUGUUAUUAAAACAUUUUUUUAAGCUUAAUUUUUAACUUUUUAAAGUUUCUUUUAAAACUUUUUUUAACGUUAACCCCUAGUUAGCCUAACUCCAAAUCCCCCAAUUCCCCACUAACUUCCACCCACCCCAGCUAUCUAAAUACAUAAUUAAAAAAUAAUUUAAUUAAUUUAAUUAAUUUACCCCCUGAGGGUUAAAAAAAAAAAAAGAAUUAACCCUCAGGGGUUAAAAAAAAAAAUCAGAUCAUAGUAAAAUGUAAUCCCUGCCAAUUGAUCACUGUAGUCAGUGAUCAAUUGGCAGGGAAGGGGUUAAUUUUUUAUUAAAAUGGGUAAGGGGGGACUUUAAAUAAACUUUAUUUUUUUAAACAGCAGGGGGCAGGAUCAGCACUGAUCCGGCUCCCUGCACUUCACACAGAACCCGGAAGUGCAGGGAGCCGGUAGGUGAGUAUAGAGAGCACAUGUGCUCGCUCAGACUUGCGGUCAGAGCGAGCACAUGUGCUGGGCAGACUGACCGGGUGCUCCCGGUAUGCCUCUAAUGCAGAGGCAUACUGGGAGCACCAUUAACCCCGCGAUCGCCGCGAUAGCGGCGAUCCGGGGUUAAUUUUACCGCGUGACGGACGAGGUCCGUCACCCGUCGUUAAGGGUCUCCCCUGUGUGACGGACCUCGUCCGUCACCCGUCCUGAAGGGGUUAAGCAGCUAAUCCCAGUACCUCCUUGCCCUGUCCCCCAGAAGUCUCCUUGUUCCUGUGUUUGGACACUCAUAUAGAUGCAAACAUUGACACACACAGAUACAGAGGGGCACACACUGAUACACAUAUAGACCGACAGAUACACACCUACAGACACAAAGCUACACAUAUACAAACACACAGAAACACAAAUACAGACAGAUACACACAUUGAAAAUAUACAUUUGUAGUCACCCUCCCUGCAGCAUUGCCUCCACCAGUUCCAUGACAUUCAGGAGUUAUGGCUGUUCUAGCGCUUUCUAUGUUUACUCAUCCUAUAUACAACUGACCGGACUAAAUACAUAACCACAAACAUAAACACCGGUAUAAAAGCAGUUGCUUACCCCAAGUCCUUGUAGAUGAAACGCCAAGCAAGAAAGUUCGUUUUGUGAGAACACUUCAACAAAGUAACGUAGAAAACCUUUAAUUGGCACUUGAAGAAAUACAAAAACAUUCAGAAAUUGUCUCUUCCUGUCAGAAAUAUUUCAUAAAUAUGUAAUCAAGUGCCAUAUCACAUUGUAAAAAAAAGUUAUACUUUUUAAAGAAGCUUUAUUUGUGGCAUCGAGACAAUUACAGCAGUAUAAGAAGGUAAAUAAGUAACGCAGGAGACGCGCAGGUCUCUCAAACCUAUAACAAUGUUACCAAGCUCAAUACAAUUGAGUGACUUUGUUAUCUCUUCCUUUUCCUCCCUUUCCUUUUUUUUUUUUUUUUGUAAAUCAGGGUUUCAUUAAGGCACAAGUGGAUACAUGACUCUUGACCAUAUGUGUGAUAACAUGAGUAAGACGCGCAGUUCUCAGUACUAAACGGUUGCAUAACACAAUUCAGGCAUCGUCACUUAGUUAAGAAGUAAUAUGUUAACAGUGAGCUUUAAAGGUUUCGUGUUAGAGUUGGUGUAUGGAACCUCGAAGGACUGUAGAAAGGGUAGGGUGGAAUAAGUAAAAUAGAAGGAUGGGGGGGAGCUAUAUAUCUGUUGUUAUAUACAUUGUGGGGACAUCUUACUGGUGUGAGUGUCUUUGUGCGGGUUAUUGCAGUAUAUCAUCACAGGCAUGUGACCCAUAAGUUUCAGGUUCUUUCUAGAAAGGGUGAUUCACUUACAAUUGGGGCCUGCUUACUCUGUUGCUUGCUUUGUUGAUUCUUCUUAGUUUGUUAUCCCCUGUGAAUAGGUAUGUAUGAGGGAAUGGUGGUGUAUCUUUUUCCCUGGACGUCACCAGUGAAUGUGACAGUAUUUUUGUGCUGGCAGGGGACUCACAAGUAGGUUACAAGCAGACAACCAUGUCAUUUAGGGUGGACUUGGAGGUCCAAACUGGGGGGGAGGGGCAGAAUGGUCCCAGUAUACAAAACAGUCAGCUGUACAAACUGUAGUUUCCAUAAUGCGGAGGGGAUACAGGCGUUAUAUUCAAUGUAGGAAGGUGGUAAUAGAGACCGGGUCAUGGGCGUCUCGCGUCUCCAGUGUGCGUUUUGGAGACUUCCAGACCUCAAGAGGCCAACAAAGGGACCCUAUUGGAAAAGUAUAGAUCCUACAGAGUUAGUGCUCUGUGACUUUAGGUGUGCGGAGUAGCCGUCGGUCGCCAUUUCUGUGAGAGGCUCAUCUAGAUGCCCGUCUGUCUGGAUGGGGGGCAUGUGAAUGGGCAUCCAGAGUUCAGGUCAGAGGGUGAGGCUGAAGAGAGGAAGGAGUAUCAGAGAGAGCUGGGUCGGGGGGCGAGACCAAGAGCCAGUCCACCUGCCGGAAGUUUGUAUGUCUCGAUUGUUAUUGCAAAUCAGAGGUGACCCGUGCAGGGGGUGUCCCGCUAUCGGGGAAGGAUUUUCCAAGUCUCCCCCUAUUACAGUGUGUCCCCUCCAUCCCCCGUCCCCUGCCCCGCCAUGUAAGCCGGCCACGGCCACCAUCUCUCCACAUGCCUCUCCUCAGUUCAUAGUAGCGAUGCCUGCACCAACUCUGCAUUGUAUAUCUCCUCUACUCUUUCUACCAUUGAACCGUUGUGGGGGUCGUGUCUUGCUUUCAGUGUAAUGGGAUCAGGACCUUAGCAUUCAGGAGAUGUUGGAGGAUAGAUUUUCUGUAGACCCAAAUGGUGGUUGGUGGGGAGUGCAGACAGGCCAUUUCCAUGGCAAACCAUCCUGUGUCGCUGAGGGUUUCACCAUUUCCCAGAAGAGUGCCAUGCAUUGGCAUUCCCAACAGAUAUGUGUUAUCGUUUCCAGGCCCACUCCGCAUCUCCAACACAAAUUAGGCACAUCUGGGAAGAUUCUGUGUAGGCUAUCGGGUGUCCUGUACAAAAAUGCCAAAAAUGUAAAGUUGGCCUCCUAGAACUUGGAGCUCGAGGAGCAUUUGUGGUGUAGAAUCAGUAUCUUUUCUCAUUGGGCGUCAGUGAAUGAUUUGGCAAGUAUCCAAAAAAUAUAUUUCAUUUGUGUGUAUCGGAAUAUUUGCAGACUCCGUUAGCUCCUGUAAGGGUUUCAUACCCGCAUUGUGUAAUAUCCUGUGCAUAAGGAGAAAGUCUUCCCCGCCGAGGAGGUCCCAGGUCUCUGGUGGCAGUCCCCCUCCUAUCUCAGGAUUGUGUUGUUUCUGGAUCAGCGGGCUUGGUUUUGGAGACAAAUGGGAAGCCCCCCUGAUGUUAUCCCAGGUCUUCAACAUUUGAGCCACUGCAGAAGUGGAAUCUAGGGUCCUUGAUGCAGACUUUCCUGAGUUCCAUAUGGCCGGGAGAAGAGAUGGGUGCAAAUGACCCUUGUUGAGUACAAUCCACUGUUUGUGCAUUGGGUGGGUAUGCCAUUCCAGUACCCUCUGUAGAAGGGUUGCAUGGUGAUUUUUGCGCAGAUCAGAGCGUGCCAGGCUGCUCCAGGCCCGUGGAAGGCAUAGUAGGUCAUGGUGGAGUCGGGCCUGACUUCCGUCUCAUACAUAGUGGAGCAAGAGGAAGAGAAGAAGGCCGUUGGUAGGGCAAGGGGAAUUGUUUGGUAGAGGAAUAGUACCCUAGGUAGUAUUUUCAUCUUCCGUAUUGCAAUUCUGCCGAACCAUGAUAUGUAUAGGGGUAGGACCAUUUCUUCAGGUCUUGUUGUAUACGUUGGAGGAGGGGUAGGAAAUUUGCCUGGUAUAAGGCUCCCAGAUCGGCGGUGAGAACCGUUCCCAGGUAUCGCAUGUGGGAUGUGCACCAUCGGAAUGGAAACCAGUGUUUCAGGGCAUCGGUGUCAGCCACUGGUACUGUGAGGUUGAGCACUUCACGUUUUGACAUAUUCAGUUUGAAGCCGGAGAGUGUGGUCUCCGGAUCGUUAAUGAAAAACAGGAGGUCAUCCACAUAGGCAGCGACUUUGUGUGUUGUGGACUUGUAAAACCAUGCACCUUUGCACUGCCUCCAGAAACAAUUCAUGGGUGAGCAUGGAAUCCCAUGGCUAACCUUUGGAUGCACUAUUCAGCAAGUCCAUUUUCAUAGACGUAUAUGGCUCUCUUAGAUCUUAAAGGAACAAAGAGGGGAUCUGCCCUGUACAGGAGAGUCUGGAUUUAGGCAUUACAUUAAAUAGACUUUUUUUGAGAAGGUGGAUGCUCUUUCUUGGAUAAUACUCAAUCAGGAUUACCUCACUUGUUUCAGCAACAGCACCCAGAAUUCUACAGGAUACUACAGGCACACGGAGACCUUUCUCCAACUCUGAGGCUGAAUCUUAUGGACCUGCGUGGGGCAAACUAACAGAGGGGUUGUUAUAAUUCUAUUGUCUGGUACUGGCACCAUACUUUGUAUUUGGCAUGGACAUAAAAAAUAAAAAAUACAAAAGGCCUGUCUAAACUCAAUAACAUGGCACGCUCUCCUUUCAACCGAGACCAUCCUAGCUGCCAUAAUUAUUUACUCUGAGCAAAAUAGUUUUUCAUGAUGGCAAACACUCCUGAAGCUAUGACUGCACCUUGCUGUGGAGAGGGAUCUAUGAGAUAUUGCCAUACUAUUCAUUUUUAAAUGGAGUCCCUGAUAUUGGACUAUGAAGUUGUCCUAUAGGCAUGUUGAGGACAUAUGAGUAAUUGGGACAUGCAUGGGCUAACCAUAACAGCUCUUACUUUAUGCUGAAUCCAAUUUGUCUUCUAAGGUCCUCCUAAAUAGACUUUUACAGUGAGCUCUGUCCAAAUCAGAAAGUGACUGCCAAUCUCUGCAGCACACCCCACAGAUACUUGUGUGAUGCGUGAGAAGGUGCCUCUGUGACAAAAAUUGAUGGUGGAUGCUUUGCAUUUUUGGCAAUCUUGGUCUUUACCAUGAGACAACGUCUCAAUGUUUCUUAUCUCUUUUGACCGAGUUGGGAUUUCAAUGAAACUUUCUCUUUAUUUAAUACUCAGUGUUCAGAAGUGACCAAGGCAUUUUGACGUGUGCGCUAAGCUCUGGCUGUGCCGUUUGCUAUCUGAUGCUAAAAUCUCACAAGUGGCACAUUAUAGUAUCAGGAUAUUAAUGUCACACUGUAGAUGCACAUGACUUGCGACGUAGACUGUAACAAAACUGAUUCCAAAAAAUAAUGAGCAAAAAAAAUGCACUCCAAGCAGUUUUAUAUUCUAUAUAUUUUGUUUUUUUUUUCAUUUUUUUUGUUUUGUUUUUUUUGUGUGGUUUUCCUGUGAUAACAAGGUAUUUGAAGGAGUUUCAGUGAUUGGUCUGAUUCUCUGUACCUGGGGUUCUACACCUGGGGUUGCACCUGGCAGUAGCCCCUGGUAUUUGUCACAAGCAAUGUAUCUGGAUCAGCUGCCUACAGACAGGCUCUGCCAGAAGAACUCGAGGUUGUGGGAUGUGAUGUACUGUGCCUUCUCGUCCCCUCCCACCCCCCUGACGUAGGGGCCAACUCCUACCCUGCUCACAGUGUGUGAUUGGCAGAGUUUGGAGGAUGUGUCCUAUAUAAAGCAUGCACACGGUUAAUUUGGCUAAAACUGCAACAGAGCAAGUGAGGUGAGUGAGUUCAUUAUAUCAUGAGAUGUGUGUGUUGUAUAAUGUGUGUGUGUGUAAAAGUGAUGUAUAAUGUGUGUGUGUGUGUGUGUGUAAAUGUGAUGUAUAAUUGUGUGUGUGUGUGAAUAAAUAGUUUUUUGUUUUUUUGUGUAUAGCAUUGCUGGUCAUGAACUUUCUCCCUUUUAACCAGAUUAUUCCUUUUUUAACCCGAUUACCCCUUUAAAUAUUACUUCUUUAAACUGACCAGCGGUGCUGUUAAUGUAGAUUUCACUAUACAUUUUCUAUGUGUGCUGAGCCUGCAGAAUAUCACUCCCCACAUCUUUAGGGCUUUUUUUUCACGAAACACUAAAUGCUGGUGAAUGGAGAACCACAUUGCAAAUAUUAGAACCGAAUCCUGGCUUUGGGAAAAUUCUCAAACGCCGCUCUAGUCCCAGCGAAGGUACUUUAAUCUAAAUUCUGCGAUUUGGUGCGACCCUUUCAAUGUAUAGCGCUUCCUCUUUAAUGUGUGUCCCCUGCAAGGCUGGAGUAACAAUGUGCAGUCACCAUAAAUGAUAGGGAGAAGGAAGGGGGAUUCGGUGGAUAUUCUGCUCUGUCUGGCACUGGAAGGGUUAUCUCACAAUGUGCAGUCACCAUAAAUGAUAGGGAGAAGGAAGGGGGAUUCGGUGGAUAUUCUGCUCUGUCUGGCACUGGAAGGGUUAUCUCACAAUGUGCAGUCACCAUAAAUGAUAGGGAGAAGGAAGGGGGAUUCGGUGGAUAUUCUGCUCUGUCUGGCACUGGAAGGGUUAUCUCACAAUGUGCAGUCACCAUAAAUGAUAGGGAGAAGGAAGGGGGAUUCGGUGGAUAUUCUGCUCUGUCUGGCACUGGAAGGGUUAUCUCACAAUGUGCAGUCACCAUAAAUGAUAGGGAGAAGGAAGGGGGAUUCGGUGGAUAUUCUGCUCUGUCUGGCACUGGAAGGGUUAUCUCACAAUGUGCAGUCACCAUAAAUGAUAGGGAGAAGGAAGGGGGAUUCGGUGGAUAUUCUGCUCUCUUGCCUGGCACUGGAAGGGUUAUCUCACAAUGUGCAGUCACCAUAAAUGAUAGGGAGAAGGAAGGGGGAUUCGGUGGAUAUUCUGCUCUGUCUGGCACUGAAAGGGUUCUCACAAUGUGCAGUCACCAUAAAUGAUAGGGAGAAGGAAGGGGGAUUCGGUGGAUAUUCUGCUCUGUCUGGCACUGCAAGGGUUAUCUCACAAUGUGCAGUCACCAUAAAUGAUAGGGAGAAGGAAGGGGGAUUCGGUGGAUAUUCUGCUGUCUGGCACUGGAAGGGUUAUCUCACAAUGUGCAGUCACCAUAAAUGAUAGGGAGAAGGAAGGGGGAUUCGGUGGAUAUUCUGCUCUGUCUGGCACUGAAAGGGUUCUCACAAUGUGCAGUCACCAUAAAUGAUAGGGAGAAGGAAGGGGGAUUCGGUGGAUAUUCUGCUCUCUUGCCUGGCACUGAAAGGGUUAUCUCACAAUGUGCAGUCACCAUAAAUGAUAGGGAGAAGGAAGGGGGAUUCGGUGGAUAUUCUGCUCUGUCUGGCACUGAAAGGGUUCUCACAAUGUGCAGUCACCAUAAAUGAUAGGGAGAAGGAAGGGGGAUUCGGUGGAUAUUCUGCUCUCUUGCCUGGCACUGAAAGGGUUAUCUCACAAUGUGCUGGCUGUUAGAGGACAGAUUGCUGGAUAAUGAGGCCCGUGUGGAGCUGCCUUUCAGUCUAUAGACCCUCUGUCUAGCCGAUAGAAUGUAGCUGGCUGUGACAUUCGAUGCUGGGCAUUACACAAUAUUCUCUACACUGGUGUCCAGUUGGAUUCAUUGAUACAACUUUGCUCUGGGUUAGUGAACGUGUUUGGCUAAUGUGCUGCGGAGAAACCAGAGGGGGGGGGGUUGCAAAUUUUAGCCCAAAAUAUCUAAGCUGCAAAAAUUGCCGAGUGGGCUAGCUUUCCAUUUUCACUCUCCCCAAAUCUGAGUUUAAUUAAAGUCCAAACCUAUCUCUCGGUUGCUGUCAAUCAGACUCCGUUUUGUUGCUUUAUCUGUAUGUGUAGUGCUGCACAUUUUAUUAUUCACCAUAACAGGCUUUUCCUCGAAAUACAGGGACAUGUCUCUACGUGUCAAAAUUUUUCUGGACUAAAUUAGUUUUUUUUCCCCUGCGCGAUUCGUUUACCCGAAUUUCUCAUUACACCAUUGAGUCUGUGACCUGCAAUACUUUGAUUACUGUUUUUGUUUGUUUGUUUGUUUGUUUUUACUCUUGUCGUAUUGCUGCCUGCUGUUUUAUAUUAAUGAGAUUCUUUUCAUAGAAAUAAUUAAUUUUAUUUAAAGAUGGCGAGAGUUUUGCACCUGGAGCAUUGUGCAGUGAGCAUCACAAUCUGUGGUUUCAUUAUUUAGAAUUUGGUGUCUCCCAGGUCAAUACAUUUAAUACCAUUAAGCUGAUACUAACAAAUAGAUGUUUUACUAUUAUUACAAUUAUUUAGAAUAUAAAUGGCCCAUAACUUGUCACUUUCAAACUGAAGGCCAACAACCAAUCAGGCUCCCUCGCUGCUUCUGCUGUCAUCAAUUGUUUUUUUAUGUACCAUCCACAGGAAAGAUCUUAACUCCCAUCACUCUCUGUCAGCUAAUGGUUGGCAAUCAGUGGUGCCAUCUGUGUAUGAGUGCACAUACUCCAUUGUGAUAUUGGCAAAGGAGAGUGGCAUGUGUCUUCGAAAAGUGAUGAGAUGGAAUUCAAAUACAAAAUCAACAAUACUUUUUUUUUUUUUUCUAAACCAAUUGUAAAAAAGACGAUGAAAGCAAAUGUUAAGUUUAGACUCCAAAAGAAUUUCUCAGAGUUGUAAAAGCAGGUGUGCAGCUCUGACUACUCAAAUUCCAAGCAAUAGUAAACUUAUACAACAGAACAAAAGCUGAAAUGGUUUUCUUCUUCUAAAACUGGACGAUCACCUACUUCAUACUGUUCAGAGUUAAGUAUUGGGUCAGAUUAUGCCAUAGUUUGUUUCUUUCUAUAGAAUUCAUUCCUCUCUCAAGCACAACCUAUUAUGCACGUUACACAGAGAAGUUAACUUUUAUAAAGCACAUUUCUGGCCCCUCCAUUUAUUUUAAUGCUCCACCAUUCAGAUGACAGAGUUGUCAAUGUGAUGCAUUUUUGGAAUAUAGUCUUUACAUUUUCCUUCUGCAUUUUUGCUUGUUCAUAUACGUUCUACUGAGAAGCCUAAUAUGGAUAUAUAUAUAUAUAUAUUAAAAGUCUUAGCAUAAAUCUCCAUCAACGUUUCGACCCUUCAGGGUCUUCUGAAGGGUCGAAACGUUGAUGUAGAUUUGUGUUAAGACUGUUAAUACACAUUUGAAAAAUCCAAGUGAGUGCUCCUGUUUUUAACUUCAUAUCUACUGGCCUGGAGGCACCCUGGUAAUAUCACUACUUUUGUUUUUUUUGGAGUUGAGUGCCAGAGUCUGGACUGAUAGAUAGAGAUAGAUAUAGAUAGAUAUAUAUAUAUAUAUAUAUAUAUAUAUAAUUUAUUUUUUUUUCCCCUCAAAUUUUAAACAGCCCCCCCCCCCAUAAUCCAUACUAAUGGGGUUAUAUACCCUGAUGAAAGUCCACAAGAUGGACUGAAACGUUGAUCUGUUUUAAAAGUACCUGGAAUAAAAGUUAAUUUUUGCAGCCACACUACCCGAUUUUAUAUGGAUACUCAAGCCCUGGUAAUGCACCCGGUUUGGCAAGUUUGAAGCCUGUGUGCAAGGUAUAGUUUAAUAUAUUAUAUUUUAUUAUUUAUAUAUAUAUAUAUAUAUAUAUAUAUAUAUAUAUAUAUAUAUAAUUUUUUAUUUAUUUUUUUUCAAAAAUUUUAAACAGCCCCCCCAUAACCAAUACUAAUGGGGUUAUAUCAGUCCCAUGUUUAGUAGUAUAAAAUGCAGUUUUACAGUUUGUUCCCCUGUUAAGUGGUGUAAUAUGUAAUUUUACAGUUUGUUCCCCUGUUAAGUGGUGUAAUAUGCUGUUUUGCAGUCUGUUCCCGUGUUUAGUGGUGUAAUAUGCUGUUUUGCAGUCUGUUCCCGUGUUUAGUGGUGUAAUAUGCUGUUUUGCAGUCUGUUCCCGUGUUUAGUGGUGUAUUUCCCUGUGUUUAUAUUCUAUAAUGACGGUUUGUUGCUCUGGAUUGAUACAUUGAAGUUCUGCAAGCAAUGAUACAAUUAUUAAGAUAACGGAUGUAUGUUUCAUUGUAUUUUUGUAACUGGUCUGAAUGCAGUGUUCUUAUUCUGCUCUGUGCAUUCCUGGUAUUUCUAUUUCCCUCCAGUUGGCUAGUGGGGAUUGUGCAUCUAAUCACGUAGCCCUGAAUGAGCUGAUUUAGAAAGUACUCUCCUUUGCCAUACGACCAGCCUGAGUGGAUCGAGAAAGAGCUAACCCUUUCACUGCCUGCAAGGUCUAUUAUACAUUGCUGUAUAAGCCUCUAAAUCAUGGGUAGUCAACCUGGUCCCUACCGCCCACUAGUGGGCGGUUUGGGAUUUCAGGUGGGUGGUGGUGGGUUCUUCAGAAAAUGUCCGGUGGGCCUCGAUCUCGCCAUGAACCAAGGCCGGCAGGGGAGAUACUUUCAUCUCCCCUGCUGGCCCAUGCAGAGACAGCCUUGCUGGUGAGAAAAGAUCUCCCUCUCUUGGGCUGGUGAGGAAAUCAAAGAUCUCCUUCACUGGGCCGCUGGCAUUUAGUUCCAACAGAGGGAGGGCAGGGCCUGGGAGGCUCUGUGAUCCUCCCGUGAGCAGGUUGGACGGUGCGCUGCCGCGCGUUACUAUGUCAACGCUCCAAUUCAGCGCUGUGCUCGCAGGAGGACAGGAGUGUCAGUCUGCAGCUAAAGGAGCUGCAGACGAAAGUGAACAUGCCACCACUGGACCACCAGGGCUUGCAGCAUUAUGUCCCCUCGCCUCUGGUAAAAGCUAAGAAAGAGGGAGACAUUAAGAUAAAUUUUCACAUCUCUCCCACCUACAUACAGCAUAGACCCUAUGCACACUGCUUCCCUCACGCACACUGCUUCCCUCAGACACACACACACUUCCACCCUCACACAACUACAGCACCCUUCACACUCACACAGCACCUCUUAUACAUACACACACUGCACCACUAACAAACACACUGCACCUCUCGCGCACACACACUGCACCUCUCGCGCGCACACACACACACACACACACACAGCACCAUUUGAUGCAUUUAAUUGCUUGAUGGUGCAACACCAUUCUUUCACAAUCUUAAAAUAUGGCCCUUGUUAAAUAUUUCUGAUCAUCGGGCUUACAGGAAACAGAUCCCGGUGCUCCUAGUGUGGAGCCACAAUAAUCAACUAAUAAAUUAAUAAUGAGGGCUUGAAAUUAUUGCCGUUGCUCUGUGUUCUGUUCAGUUUUACUUAUAAAGUGUGUGUGUGUGUGUGUGUGUGUGUGUAUGUAUGUUUCUUUAUUUUAUUGUGCAUAGAAAUUAACAGGUAGCCCUGAUGCACCACAACAGCGUCUGCAGGGUAGAUUGAGAAACAUUUGCAUCAUACAGUGUGGCAUUUGCUGGACAGGCACAUUUUUAUAUAUAUUUAUAAAAUCCAUAUUCUAACAGUGUUCAAGAAUUGUAAAUGCAGGUUAAACUAUACGUUUGUAGGUAUGUUAACUGAUGUACAGGAGAUUGUCUGGUGUCACAUGUAAGUUCAGAAUCGUGUGUGUGUGUGUGUGUGUAUAUAUAUAUAUAUUUUAUUCUUUUUAUUUUUUUUGUAGCUUUUGAAGUGAAAGAUGCCAGUUUUAAGGACGUUGACAAGAACUGUUAAGCCUAUCCUGCAGGGUCCUGUCUGUGGGUGCCAGACCUUGGUUACACAGGCUCGUUUCAUUGGUUUCUCACCUCGCCAAGUGCCGUCCGAUGCCAGUUUUCACUCUGUGUCUUUCUCAGAGACUGACCACCCACGUGUGCUCAUCACAGGUCUGUACUAAAGUGUUUGUUUUUUUCUGUCAGUUUUCCUACAGUUUUCCUUCUAAAUUCCCAUUUGAACUGUUUUGUGAAUUCUACAUUAAAGGGUCAUUGUAGGCAUAUAAAUUAAGUAGUUCUAGUGUUAUUGUGUCUGACACCUUCUUUAAACUGUUUUAAAUGUUUUAAUUCUGAACGAGAGUUCCCAGUAGCCCAUCCCCUAUGUUCUGCUUGGGGUAAUGAGGAAGAAUUAGCCUGAGCACCAGAGGGCAGCUGUGAUAGGCUGAACACGGUCAGCUAACAGUCUCAGCCAAUCACAGUGCCAAUUACUGGUAGAAAUUAGCUUGACUCUAAGGAAGUGCCUAAUCUCUGCAUUAGCCAAAUCUCUAGGAGGGGCUGGGCUGUGGAAGGCAAGGGACCAUUAUUUAGUGUUACACUGUUAAAAAAUGGUUUAACAUUUAAUGGAGGGACUCCAGAUACUAAAAGCAAUUAAAUAACAUAAAAUGGUCAUAGUGCCUAUAGUGUCCCUUUAAUGGCAAAAUUUUUGCUUGAAAUGUAUUUUAAAGGGACACCGUAGGCACUGUAUCUGCUUCAUCUCAUUAAACUGGUUCUAGUGUAUGGAGUCCCCUGGUGCCAUCAUUUCUUUCAGCAUUAAACAGUUUUCAAUGUUGUAAUGUUUUAAUGCUAAACAAGAGACCACGGCAGUCCAUCCCCUCUGUGCUGCUUUGGCUAAUAAGGAAGUAUUACUCUGAGCAGCAAUGAGCAGCUGUGAUUGGCUGAGAGUGUCAGCUGACUGCUUUUAACCUGUCAGAGCUCCAACUGACGGUAUGAAUGGGUAUGACAACAAGGAAGUGUGUAAUCUCUGCCUUAGCUACACAUACAGAAGGGGCCGGACUGUGGGUGGCCAGGGACUCUUAUUUUGUGGCAUACUGCACAAACAUGGUGCAACACUGAAUGGAGGGACAGUGCCAGGGCACUCCAGGCACUAUAACCAAUUCAAAGAGACAAAGUGGUUAUAGUGACUACAGUGUCCCUUUAAUAUUGUAUGUAUUAAUAUCAGUAAAAUACAGCAUAGGAUUCAACACUUGUCAACCUCUAACACUGAAAGUCUGUUAUGUCAUUAAUGUCAAUGUUCUUUCAUUAAGAAGGAUGCUUAGAAGUCUUGCUUGUUUUCACAUGAAUGAGUUUAGCCUAUAUUAUAUUAUACAGUGGUACCUCUGUUUACAAAUGCCUCGGUAAACAUAAUUUUCGGUUUACAAAUGAAAAUCCAUUGAAAAUAAUGCCUCGGUUUACGAAUUUUGUUCGCAACACGAAGCAAGUUUUCCCCAGGGUGCAUUGCACCUGGGAGGUUUAUAGCGUCGACCCAGUGCGUGCUGGAGUCUGUGGGUUGCAUGUGGCAUCAAGUGUGGAGGUGUUGGAGGAGUUUUUGCAUCGAGUUUUGGAGCCAAUCUGGAAAACAAUUUGCAGCGGUUUUGGGACUUUUUGGAACUUUUUUGGUGCAUUUCUCAAACGGUGGAAAGGUAGGGAGCUGAGCUUCAUUGUUUGCAUGCCUUUUACUGUGUGUUCUGCAUUUUGGGUUGGUUUCCAUGCCUGCUAAUUUAGACUUUUUUUCUGACUUCCGGAUUCAUUGGUUUUCAGAGCAUUCCUAUGGGAAAUCACGUUUCGGUUUACAAAUUUUUCACAAUACAAAACAUCCCGGAGAACGCAUUAAAUUUGUAAACUGGGGUACCACUGUAUUACGUAUAGAUUUUUUUAAUUAUAUCUUUAGCUGAAGACAUAUUGGGGUAACAUCCCUGGUCAAAGCUCUAAGUAAAGAGUUCAAGUUCCAUUAGUAAAUUAUUUUUAUUAUCAUGAGAGAAAUAAAAUGAGACCCGUUGAAUUAGAUGUUACAGCUUUAAACUCAUUUGCAAAUUACAGAAGAUUUUAACGUAUUAUUCCUGUUGGAACACUUGAUUAUAUUAUCUCCCAGGUUAGUAUUGUCUAUCAUGUUUUUUUUAUUCUAAAAUUCACUUUUUUUAAAAAUGUGUUUUCCAGGAGGACUGGGUCAGCUGGGAGUUGGACUCGCAAAGCUAUUGAGGUAAGGAAAUCUGAGAGAAUCCUACGUUCUUUGUGCCCAACAUUAAACAUGUUCUGGGAGCAAUAAUUUCCUAAAGUAAACACCGUUCUGUCCCAAGCAUCUGUAUUAUUUGGUCAUCUUAGAAAACAUCCAAAAAGUACAACAAACUACAAAAAUGUAACGAGAAGACUACUGUUCUCUCUAAACUAUGAAUUUUGGGAGGUCAACAACAAAAUCAUAAAAUGUAGCUAUGGGAAAUAGAUCUAACAAGCUUUUCAUCUCUCACAUUAGCCUGUAGUAUUGGGGUUCUCCAACCUUGGUCUAAAACUCUUGAGUUCUCUGUCAAUCAAAGGCUAUGCUCCAACUUGUCAGUGUUUGACCAUCAAUCAUGUGGAAGAAUCCUAUUCAUGACAAGCUUGUAGUGUUCAUGUAAAAUCAGAAGGUUCUUCCAGUCUGCUGGGAAAUACCUGUAAAAUACAUGGCUACAAACUGUCUUUUUAUUUUUUGUUUAUACCUAUGUAUUUAAGGUGUAUCUGUAUCCCUUGAUGGCUUCCAUUCCUUUGAAGGGCUGAGCUUCCCUCUGAGACUUGUAAAUUGUGUUGAUUUAAGAGAUUAAAGUGUUGGGAAUGAUGUGUCCUAGUAAAUGACAAGACACUUUGCUUAAUCUCACAGGAAACAAUACGGAAAGAACAAUGUGAUCUUGUCUGAUAUUCGUAAACCUCCAGACAGUGUCUUCUAUAGCGGUAAGUAUCAGGACCGUUUUAAAAGGGACACUCCACUGCCCAAAAAGAACAAAAACAAUACAAAUCACUGUGUAGUAGAUAUACCUCCACAUGCAUGCAUUUAAUUAUACAUUUUUAAUUGUGGGUAUAUCUAAAAACAGCUUGCAAAAGCUGAAGAUAACUUGACUGCAGCCUUCUGUAGCUGUCCAAUCACAGAGUUCCCAAUGCAACUCUAUGAGAAGUCUUUGCAAGGCAGGUCUUGUGGGCAUUUGCUGCGUUUUGGGUUUAGCUCCACUGAGCUAAGCUGCCAAGAAGUAACAGGACCUGUUGUGUGAUUGACAGCCAGGGGGUGUAACAAGGUUCAUUUGUAAAAGUAUCAAUUUCUCUUGAGAUCUGCAUUUUUUGGAAAAUGGGGAAAAAAAGAGGACACAUUCUUCAACAAGCUAAAAUUAGGGUCCCUUUAACUUGUAAUGUUUGGAUAAGUUAGAGAAGCAUAAUUGUUCUCAUAGGAUCAUUAUUCUGAUUAUUUGUAUAUAACACAGGAGCUAUUAUUGGGGAAAAACACAGCUGUUUUAGCAAAGCAACGUGGUGCCGAAUGUAUGGCCACAAUCCCUAUAACCAGCAUGUGUUUGGCAUAAUUCCACAAUCUAAGACGUAUCUCAAUGAACCUUUUUAAACUAGUGAGAAUUUAGAUUCCAUGAGCGUGACUGAUCGAUAUAAUUUUGUUUGCAUAAUUUUGAGAUGGUUUUCAUUAUAAUCUACUUGUCUUUCACCAAAGGGCCAUUUAUUUAUUCUGAUAUUUUGGACUACAAGAAUCUCCGUGAAAUAGUGGUGAACAAUCGCAUAAACUGGUUAAUCCAUUACAGUGCUUUGUUAAGUGCGGUCGGUGAGGCAAACGUUCCUUUGGCAAGAGCGGUCAAUAUCACCGGUAAGACCUUAAAGACACCAAACCUCAUACUUCUUGCUGUUCACCACACAGAUCUUCUUUUCUCCAAAGCUAAUUUCACAUAUUCUUUUCUGCAGGUCUCCAUAACAUCCUGGACAUUGCUGCUGAGCACGGGCUGCGCCUAUUCGUCCCCAGCACGAUAGGAGCUUUUGGUCCCUCGUCUCCCAGAAACCCCACACCAGAUCUUUGCAUUCAGAGGCCUAGAACAAUCUAUGGUGUUUCCAAAGUCCAUGCAGAACUCAUGGGAGAGGUACAUAAUUCUAACGUUGUGUCUAUGGCCUUCUUCCUCACUAGAUCUGAGUGUGGUGAUCUUAGAGUGGUAAGGCUUAAUGUACAAAAAGGGCAGAAUAACGGAAAGCCAACUCUAGUCGACAUACCAGAAUUAUACCUCAUUGCAAUUUCUGGCCAGAAUCACAUGAACCAGAGUGGGUAGUCAUACAACCUGUAUAUUUGAGCAAUCCUGGCUUGGAAGGAGUUGGCCAACGUGAAUCUUGCGAUAACAUGAGAUCCAAGAUGGCUACAGCAUGAAAGGCCCAAUGAGACAAACUCCCACGGACUCAGAGAGACUAACAAAACCAAAAAAUGAGAGUUCCAGGCACUCUUGGUACCCAGAGCAGACCCCAGUGACGAGAAACCUUCAGGGAACAGACUAUAAAGGAACAGUGGUAAUCAGACUGAGGACAUACAGGGUAACGUUAAUAAAGGAACUAAAAUAAAAUAGAAUACACAGAGAAUAAGGGGAACAGAGGGUAGACAGGUGUUGGGGCCCGUGAUGUAUGAACAAAUGGGGCACUAAUCGCUUAAAAGUACACCCUACUAAAUAGCAAUGUGUAACAACAGUAGGAGCAAAUACUCUGAUCUGUGCUGCUAUGUAGGAACAGCAAAAAAAGAGGAAGUGCUUUGGCUGACAGGGCCUUAUAUCACCUUGCAUCACCUUUCUGAUUGGUUGCUGGUUUUAUGAUUGUGUGCUGCUGGAGUUCACUAAAGAGCGUUGAAUGCAAAAUAUUCGCCUCCUGUCAUGGGGUAAAAUUAUACACUAAAGAACUAAUAAUGCCAGGAAUGUAAAAAUCAAAUGACCUCUUCUAAAGCCAUUAAAAUGAACUUUUAUUCACAUUAAUAUUACCUCGGAAAAACAGAAUGAUGGCAUUAACAAAUCUUUAUUGCAUGUUAAAAUGUAACAAAUUUUCUGCAAAGUAUUUCAAUGCCAAGGGGCACAUAGGCAUAUCAUUCUUGCCAAGCUAAACAAUAAAUGGUGUAACCACCUGGUAUUUAAAUGGACAGGGGUUCAGAUUAUAACUUGGCUCACACGGAAACUUUGUGCAGUUCAGCCCUGUAGCCUUAUUACAUCCUCCGUCAGCUUUCGUUCUAGUGGGAGUAUGUCUGGAACAGAAAUAGCCUAUUCAGCUCCUGUCUGCCAUUUCUAAAGGCUCCUCGUGUUGGCAAACACCUGUUCCUAGGAAAUUCAUGACCUGCUGAUGGAAACCUAAUAUCUAUGGAUUGCAGUGAAUGCCGAAUGCAGAUCAUUUCAGAGCAUCACCCCACUGUUUAUUUUUACAGUAUUACCACUACAGAUAUGGACUGGACUUCCGAUGUCUCAGAUAUCCUGGCAUCAUCUCUGCCGAUUCCCAACCAGGAGGAGGAACGACAGGUAAAGACACAUUUUUAAUUUCAAAGAGUGUGUAUAUUUACUUGGUUGAAAAAACUUACAUUUAAUCAUUUUGUAUAUUUUCUCAUUUCCAGCAACAACUUUUCCAUACUGAUGACUUACCUGUUUGCUAUUUUUCAUACUGUUUUACUGUAAGCUCUAUAACCGUUUGAUCUUAUUGAAUUGGUUUUAAGGCCUACACUCCUCUGGUGCCGUCCCUCCUUUAAGUGUAAACGAUUUUCAAAUAUUUUAACGUCCCCAGUUCAACCCCCUACUGGAAAUGUGCUUAAGGCAGUGGCGUACACACAACCCAUGGGGCCCUGGUGCGAAAACUGAUCCGUGCCCCCUCUCUCCCCCCUGCGCUUACUCUGCGCGGGCCGGGGGCCGCAACACAUGGGGACGGGCACCUGUUUGCGACCCCUGUGACCGCGGUAUGUACGCCAGUGUAUGCAGAUACACAUUCACUUAAAGGACCACUAUGGGCACCCAGAUCACAUCAGCUCAAUGAAGUGGUCUGGGUGCCAGGUCCCUCUUGUUUUAAUCCUGUAGCUGAAAACAUAGCAGUUUCAGAGAAACUGCUAUGUUUCACUGAGGGUUAAUCCGCCUCUAGUGGCUGUCUCAUUGACAGCCGCUAGAGGAGCGUCCACGAUUCUCACUGUGAAAAUCACAGUGAGAAGACGCUGAACGUCCAUUGGAAACCAUUGAGUAAUGCUUUCCUAUGGGUGUUUUGAAUGUGCGCGCUGCUCUUGCUGCGCAUGUGCAUUCGCAGCUGAGAGGCGGAUCGGGGUGGAGGAAUCCCCAGCGCCAAGGGACUCCGGCGCUGGAGAAAGGUAAGUGCUGAAGACACACACACUCUCAUGAACAGAUGCAUACACACUAGCUAACAGACACACACACAUUUACUGACAGACACACACUCAGUGACACAUACAUACACACUCACUAACAGACACCAGACUCACUAAUAGAUGCACACAAACACACUCAGUAACACACUCACUGACACACACAAACUAACACACACUGACACAAAAACUAACACUAACACACAACUCUAACACACACACGUUUUAAUAAAAAAUUUAAUCCCUCAGCCUCCCUACCUUUGGGAGUGCUGAGGGGAUUCCCUGGGAUCCAGUGGUGUUGCUGGGCGGCCGGUCACCAGGCUGGCUUGCAGGUGGGCACGCAAGGGAGCACUCUUCCCUGGCUGCUACCUGUUCAGCUCCAUCGCGCGCCGCGUACUGAUGCCGGAGCUGGAAUAUGACGUCAUAUUCCGGCUCCAGCAUCCAUGCGGCGGGCGAGGGAGCUGAACAGGGAGCAGCCAGGGGAGAGUUCUCGCGCGCUCGCCGGGUGACACCAGGGCCAGCCUCGGGGGGCCCUGAGGUGGCCGGCUCCUGGGCCCGCCAGGACAAGCGGCUGACUACACUGGCGUACAUAUCGGGUCGCAGGGCUGCCGGGCCCCCUGGUGAGCCGGGCCCGGUCGCAGCCACGACCCCGGUAUGUACGCCACUGGCUUAAGGCAGAGAUUAGACACUUCUUACGAGCUGUAACAAUUCAUACCAGCAUCGGGCGCUGUGAGCAGUACAGAGGGGAUUGGUUGCUGGGGUCUCUUGUUUAUCAUGAACAAUGGUUUAAUGCUGAAUGAAAGGAUGACUCCAGGGGACUCCAAACACUUCAGUGGGAUGAAGCAGUUACAGAUUCUGAAGGUUCCCUUUAAUGGUGAAUGCCAGUGAAAUUACAUUUGGAACGUAUUCAAUCUAUGGAUUCACAAUAAUCUAUAGUUGUGUUCCUUUAAGUUGCCCCAGUUCAUUCAUGUACAUGAUCCAGAAAGUAAAUGUACACUUUCAUCUAUUAUACAUAUCUGUCAAAAAAUAUUGUAUAUUUAUAAUGGUCUGUUUAGCUACACUUUAGUAAGAGUUGAACUGGGACAGAUGGUAAACUGGAUCAACUCAUUUAUCCUGUUACAGGACAACCCAUCAUCCACCUCUUCAUGUCCUUAUAAAUAAUGUGUUUGCAUAUUUAUAUAUUACUUUUUACAUAAUCUUUAUUAACUUUUUUACUAUAGUUUUAAAUUAGUAUUAAAUUUGGGUAAUUGCAUGCCAUAUAUUUUCUCAAACUAGAUUACGCAGUCCAAAUAUUCCAUGAUGCCAUUAAGUCCGGGCGCUUUGAAUGUAACUUGAAACCUGACACCCGUCUUCCUAUGAUGUAUAUUGAUGAUUGCCUCCGAGCUACAGUGGAGGUUUUGGAAGCUCCGGCAGAGUCACUUUCUAUGAGGACUUACAAUAUCAAUGCCAUGAGCUUUACCCCUGAGGAGCUGACAAAGGAGGUUCGAAAACACAUGCCAGAACUCGAAGUUAUUUACACAACGGACGCCGUAAGACAGGCUAUUGGUGAGUUUGGAAUUAAUUGACAUCUGGUGCCUCACUUUUACCAACAUCCCAUCAAAAACACUUAUUUGUGAAAGAACACUGUUCUGAACUUUACAAUAAGUUUAAAUUCCGGGAGAACUGAACAAUGUAUAUAGACGCAAGAAGGCCUCUCCAAUUACGGAGUUCACAAAAUCUUCUUAAAGUGCACAAAACAGUAGUCUUUGUCCAAAUGUUCUAGACCAAUUUAGAUCAAUAUUUGCCCUUUACUUGAGACCAGAUGUUUGUCUGUGUCUCUGUGUUUUCUCACAUGCUGAUUUGGUUAACUUUUAAUCCACUAACUCAAAACGUUGAUAGUAAAAUGUGGACCCCAUGCUCUCUCUGUGUCUAUAAUGGUAUCUGGUACCGCUCACUGACAAAGCCCAAGGAAGGCUGAAAAUAUAUGGUAUCCAGUGUUUGACAAACUCAGUCACCCCAGUCUAACAUUAUGUGGUCGGACGUGAGCUGAGUUUUCACUGAUCUGUAUGAUACCUUAAAGGGCACCCACAGCACUUAAUUUUGUUGAAGUGGUCUAGGUGCAGUACACCUGUCCUCUAACCCUGCAGAUGUAAAAUAUUACAGUUUACAUUGCAGUAUUAAGACAACCUCUAGGGGCCUUCCUUCUAAAGGAUACUUUUAUUUUAUGUCUAAAUUUAAUUAUUCUGAAAAAGAUAUUUGGCGAAAACCAUUUAUGUGCAUACAAUUUUUGUUUCAAAGUAUAAAAGUAAUCUUCCCUUCAUGUUUUUAGCUGACAGCUGGCCAAUGAACUUCGAUGAUUCUAAUGCUCGCAAGGAUUGGGGAUGGAAGCAUGAAUAUGACCUUCCUGAGCUGGUAACAACUAUGCUCAACCACUUAAACUCUGAAACCCUUGCUGUCCAGGCAAGCUAAACCCAUCUGCAUUAAAGAGUUCCGGUAACAGGACAACGGGAAUGUCUCAAUGCUGUUCCACCUGGAGUGAGCCAACAUGCAAGCCACCAUUUAAAAUGCUCAUUAGUGAGAAAAGCAAAGAACUUUGUUAAUGGGGAUAACAUUGCUUGUCAAUAAGGUCGUCAUACAAACCAGUAUCACAUUACCUGAAAAUGUGUUUUUGUACAGUUAGGAAAAUAUUAUGUAUUGUGCAAUAGACCAUUUUAUUAAAAAAAAUAUAUAUUGGGGACGUGAUAUUAAAUCUGGCUUCUAAACUAUAUUUUCAGAUGUGAAAUAACCUUGCUGGACCUAUACCAAAUACAGGUUACACAGCUAGUCCAAAUUGUCAAACCGUAAUAAAAUUCCACACAUUUCCUUCUACCAAGUCAUAGAAGCCUGACACUUACCUGGUCUUGGGACUUGAAAAUCAAUUUAGUGCACCUAUGGUAAUUACUGGUCUGCUAAUACAGAGCUAGAAUUAAUUAGUGCAGCUUAUUCCAUUCUCCUAAUUGUUAAUCAGAAUUGUAAAGACAGUAUUUGUGAUGAACAGUACUUAAGGGGAACUCGGUUACCAACAGGCGGAGAGUCAAGACCUCCUAAUACCCUUUGGAAACAACAAAGCGACAAGGACUUUAGUUGUCCAACAGGAGAGUUUUGAUGUUUCUGCUGACACUUAUCUCAGUUUUCCAAUGCUGAUUGUGAAUACCACAUGAACUCUUUUAAAUCCAUUACAAGGUGGCAUUGCGAGAUUCCACGUUUUAUAUUUCAUUUUCACUUUUGGGUAUAUCAGUUUUAAGUUUUUAUGUGUUUAUUUAGAGAUGGUAUAAUUCAAAAACUAUAAAAAUUGGUUUACGUACAUCUUAUUUUGUUUGGGUAAUGUAGUAGCCAAAUGGGUUUGAUUGUUUAUAAUUAUUUUCUUUAUAUCUCAAACUCGAUGACACAAGUAGAACAGGUAAUUGCAGCGUACAGAAGGACUGCACUUGUGAUUCGAUUUUCUUCCCUCAAAUUGGGAUGUUUUGUUCCAGGAACCAGUUGUCAAAUUUGGUAUCUCAAGAUCAAAGAUCCCAUACAUGGCAACCUUUUGUAUUGUUCAUCUCCCCAACUAUUCAGCUUUCAAAAAGUCCCCAAUAUAUAUUUUUAGUUCAUUUAUAUUUUUUCUAUUUGACAGUAGCAUAGGGAAUGUGUAGCAUUUGUGCCAUGGGGCACCUGGACUGCAAAACCCAGUAAGAGCCAAUAUGGGCCAUGCAAUGAAAAUUUGAUCCAUACUCUACUUGAUGACCUUCCAAUACUUGAAAAGAACAAACUCGAAUUCCAACACUACUAUACUUGAUAUACAUUAAUACAUGUAGUCUUUUGCAUGUUACAUGGCUUGCGAGAGGGUAAUGUGAUACACCUGGUUUCUUAAUUGUAUAUUUGUUUUUCACACUUGUUAGACAUCUGAUAUUGUAAUAAUGUGCUUUUCAUAUUGCUUUAUUUAUCUGUGUUAAAUGUGGUAUCUUCCUACUGUUUAGUUUUUUUUGAUGAUGCCAUUCAAGAAUACACAAAUUAGGUCUUAAUUUAAUAUUGUUGGAUACGGUUUUAAAAUGAACUCAUAUUUAUUAAAAUAUAUAAUGUAAAAAAAUACAUGUCAAAACACUUAAAUAUUUUUCAAAACAUUAUAUCAUUUAAAGCAUAUCCAAAGAUAUAAAAUCAAGGCCUAAAUACUUAAAGGGUGGUAUGCAUCUUUUGAGAAUUGUUUAGAAAUGGAUUGCUCACCCUAUCUGGAUGGCGAAGAUGUAUAUUAAUGCUGAGAAAAAUACUGUAUUUGUUUUUAAAUUAUGUCUUACUUUUCCAACUCCUUGGAGCACAAUGUAGUAUGUGUGCAUACCUAGCACACUAGCUAAUCAUUGGCUAGCAUGCGGUGGCAAUUCUAAUCUGGCCAUGUGUCUUCUUCACGCAUUCCUUUGAAGAGAUUACAAACUCCCGCUGGUGUAGAGGUACCAAGGUCAGCACGUUUGCGGGACCCAUCGGGUGGCCCAUGCACUUAUGCUACCCAUUGGGUAUUUCUAAACAGGAUCCUGGUCGUGCGCCAUGGCCAUUUAAAGCACCACUGGACCCCUGCAAUAUCGGCAGCAUGUGAACAAGUGACCCACACUCACUUCCUCCCAUGCUGCCAGUAUUACAGGGGCCCAGUCGUGCUGAUAAAGGGCCAUGGCACAUAACCAAGUUCCUGUUUAGCAAUGCCCAUUGGGCAGCUUUAUGGAGAGAGCCAUGUGGGGAGGAGAGGAGAGGGCACAGGCUGCAGGGAAGGAGAGAAAAAGAGCAGCUCCAGAGAGAGAGAAUACCCAGACUCACAUUCACAUCAACCACAGCCAGCACCUGGACCCCAUGGAAGGCAUCCUCCUGCACACAAUAGAUAUGUUAACAGGAGGGUGGCUAAACAUGUAAACAUGAUGACAUGUAUGUAUCUGUGUGUUAAGGUGUGUGUGUGUGUGUAUCUGUGUGUCAGGGUGUGUGUAUGUCCUUUUACAGUAUGUGUGUAUGCUUCAGUGUAUGUGUGUCAGGGUGUGUGUAUAUGUCCAUGUUUAUCUGAAUGUGUGUCUUUGUGUGUGUUUACAUGUGUAUAUCUGUGUAAGUAUGUUAUGUAUGUGGCAGUGUAUAUCACUACAUACAAACACACUUCUGCAAUCAAACGCAAACAUUACAUACAAACACAGCCCGUAUUAAAACACCAUAAUUAUUUAUGAAAACUAAUGCUACACAAAAAAAGCAAACCUGCAUUUAAAAGCCUACAUUACAUGCAAACACUGCACAGAAGUACGUCCCUGCAUUCCCAUGGUGACAACACAUACAACAGAAAAUACACCCAUUCAUGCAAACACAUACAUUCAAAUACACAAACACUGCUCACAAUUACAAAUGGUAGACCCCAGCUGGCAUAGCGUCGUGAGAGAUCUACGUUUUGGCCACCUUUGCACUGGAACGGGGAACAAACAUUUCGUGCACCAAGGCCCUCGUUACAUUCGUUCUGCUACUGAUUCUAAAUCAGUAACUCACUUGGGAGGUUUAUAAGUAGGUAAACUAGAAAAUCUGCUUCCUCUUGAUGGACAUUAUGUUCUACAUAAAGGAGAUUGUAGUCCCAUCAACCAGAGGGAUGGACCUUUCCAGUUCUGACUUGAAUUUGGAAGAUACAAUUUUAAUACUUUUGUUUUUUAAUGUUAAAACGAAAAGAUCCUGUGGUUGUUUAUACGAAGCAUGUUGAACGUGACACUUCUGUAUGGAGUGUUCUGCACGUUUGUUAAUAACUGUAGUAAAUGUAGCAUCGGUGAAAACAUAAGAACUAUAUUGUUUUACAGGGUGGUGAGCAGAUAUAUUUUUAUAAUUGAAAGCAUGGAAAAUAUUUUUGCAUUUUUCAUUUAUUUCAGUUAUAAUCAUGAAAAAAUAACUUUAAUAAAAGACAGAAAAUCACACGUCUUGUGUCAGAUUGAUGUAUUGGGGAUAGACUGCCAAGUGCUGUGCCUACAACAUAUGACCUACCGAAACUUUGUUAUGAUCAUGGCAUUGUGCAGUAAUGGGUCAGAGGAUGCUACAAAGAUUUAUAAUGUGUGGAUCCAUAAAUGGCAAUUUUUCCAAGUAACAAAACAUUAUUAUUGGGGACUUUGCAAAAUGAAAGCAAUCUGGGGACUUUGCAUAAUUUGCACAGACCCGCAAUGGCGACAUCGCUGCUGGGGGUCCGGUGGCAGGUCCCCCUGCUGGUGAAAAAUAAUAAUGAAAUAUAUAUUGAAAUUGAAAACUAUAAAACAUAUCGAUGAUACUGUCAGGAAGUUAAAUUUUUUGCAUUUUUCACACACAAACAGCACUUUCACUGAUGAUAUAAUUGUUGUGACACGUUUUAUUGUUUUGAAACACUAAUGUUUUUGUUCAGCCAGGUAUAACAGUACCCACCAUGUACAGGUUUUAUAAUGUUUUUGAAUAUAAG
This is a messenger RNA of Pelobates cultripes (western spadefoot toad), 40831 nucleotides long. NCBI's taxonomy places the organism in Eukaryota, Metazoa, Chordata, Amphibia, Anura, Pelobatidae. The record is from the annotation of a GenBank genome assembly.